Silurus meridionalis is the source of this 6065-nucleotide messenger RNA. RefSeq names its product fer-1 like family member 6 (gene fer1l6). Gene Ontology annotation, cellular component: membrane. The transcript is spliced from 42 exons. The record is from RefSeq and is a predicted model, not a curated record. Bases 90 to 5570 code for a protein of 1826 amino acids. NCBI's taxonomy places the organism in Eukaryota, Metazoa, Chordata, Actinopteri, Siluriformes, Siluridae. Gene Ontology annotation, biological process: plasma membrane organization.
GUGUAAGCAAUAACUUCAGGAAAGUUCUCUGUACAUCAUCAAGUAUACAACUGUCUUGACCAGCGUUCAUUUAGGAAAAAAAAGGAAAUAUGGAUAAAGACAAAGACAUCCCUGAAUCCCAAAGCAAAAAAGUCUUUGGAUUAAAAGUGAAGAAGAAAAAGAAGAAAGCCGACAAAGCUUUGGUUUUUGCAAACAGAGGUGCUCUGGACGAUUCAGAGAAUAAAAGUGCUGUUGAAGAACCAUCAGGUGCAGAAAUUAAAAUUCCUGAACCCAGCAGUGAGCCUGUCCUCGCUGCCUACACGUCUUUUCGAAAAGUUACUAAUAAAAAGAGAUCCAAGCUUGUGACCAAGAUUUUGGAAAGUGAAAGCAAGCCACAAACAUUUCAGAUAUCCAUCACCAUCACAGAGGCUAGACAGCUGGUGGGUGAGAACAUUGACCCCAGUGUGGUAAUUGAAAUUGGAGAUGAAAAGAAGCAAACAUCAGUAAAAGAAGGCACAAAUGCACCUUUUUACAAUGAGUAUUUUGUGUUUGACUUUUUUGCACAUCAAGAGAUCUUUUUUGACAAAGUCAUUAAACUAUCAGUAAUGCAUUCAAAGAUCAUGAAAAGCUUUUGUGUGGGGUUGUUUAAGAUUGAUGUUGGAACUGUCUAUAAUCAACCUGGUCAUCAGUUUACCAAUAAAUGGGCAGCUCUUAUAGAUCCUGCAGACGUCAACACGGGGGUCAAAGGUCACUUAAAGUGUGACAUCUGUGUGACCGGGAAAGGAGAUGUGUUGCCCCGCUCUCAGAAGUUUAGUGAUGCUGAAGAACAAAUAGAAAAAAACCCACUGCUACCUAAAGGUUUCCCAUCUAUGCGUCCAUGGGCUCGCUAUUAUGUGAAAGUUUACAGAGCAGAAGGUCUUCCCAGAAUGAAUUCUAGCAUCAUGGCUAAUGUGACCAAGGCAUUUGUUAGCGACAACACAGCACUUAUAGACCCAUAUGUGGUAGUAUCAUUCUUUGGACAGAUGGGCCGGACCUCCACACAGAAGAGCACAGCAGACCCUGUAUGGAAUGAGCAGGUGGUAUUUAAAGAGAUGUUUCCACCUUUGUGUCAGAGGCUAAAAAUCCAGGUACUGGAUGAGGGUAGCAUGAAUGAUGUAGCUAUCGGGACUCAUUACAUUGAUCUGCGCAGAAUCUCUAAUGACCAGGAUGGAGAUAAUGGUUUCCUUCCUACAUUUGGUCCAGCCUGGGUCAACAUCUACGGUUCAGCCCGCAACUCCACACUUGUUGACGACAGUCAGGAGAUGAAUGAGGGAAUAGGGGAAGGGGUGUCCUUUCGAGGAAGAAUUUACAUCCAGCUUACUGUAGAAAUCCUGUCAGGAGGGGCAGAGACUAAAUCUCUUUCUUUGAAGCUGCCUUUUAAAGAUUCCAAGGGUGGGAAAGCAGCCACUAAAGACACCAAAGCUGCCGCAGGAGGGGCAGGUGGAGGAGAUGAAGACAAAAGCAAGGCUAUGGGAGCCAUGGUACUGCCUGUGGAUCCACCUGAAAUAAUCAGUGAAGAAGAUAAGGAGAACUUCCUGCUGUUUGGUGCUGUGUUUGAGGCGUCUAUGAUUGACAGGAGGAUUGGUGACAAACAUAUCUGCUUUGAAUUCACUAUUGGAAACUUUGGUAAUUCUAUUGAUGGUGCUGCUUUACCAACCACCAAGAAAAAAGUAGAUUUAAAUCAAGAACCUGCCAUGACUACUCCUCUCCUAGAAGUUCAACCAUCAAAGCACUGCAAAUCCACCACACCUGCAGAAAAGCCUCUUAUUGGAGAUGGAUUCAGGAACUACUUCUACUUACCCAUUUCAAACAAAAAACCAUGUGCCCAUGUGUGGAGCUCAUGGGAGGACUGGGCAUACCGCCUUCACCAUUCAAACAUGCUGGACAGGAUAGCAAUUAUGUUUGAAGAGGGAGUAGCCAAGGUGGCAGAACUGGACAAGCUGGUGGAUCCAUGUGCAGAGCCCUUUAUGCGUGCUGUUUUACAAGACUUUUGUAAGGAUGCCAGAGAGUUUAUCAGUUUUGCUGAAAAGAAGGCAAAAGGAGCCAAUUUAACAAUGUUGGAUAGGAAGAGGCUCAUGCUGUGCAAACAGGAACUGGAGAGCAUAAUAGGUGUAACUGGAACCAUCACUGAACCUAAGAGAAAACCUCUAACUGUCAAGGAGAUGUUGCGAGAGGCAGAGAAGCUCGCUCGUAGAAUCAGAUUUUUGGUGGAAGAGCCACAGCACACACUGCCAGAUAUAUUUGUAUGGAUGCUUAGCAAUAAUAAACGCAUAGCAUAUGCCCGCAUCCCUGCACGCCACCUGCUUUACUCUGAUAACCUUGAGGAAAGAGGAAUAGACUGUGGCGUGAUCAAAACCCUGUUCCUAAAGCCCCCAUCCAAACGUGGAGCAAUUGGCUGGAUAGUGCAAGCUAAAUUGGAUGUGUACUUGUGGCUGGGCAACAGCAGAGAGAUGUCUCAUAUGCUGGAGAAUCUCCCAGCAGGCUUUGAGCCACAUGGGUUGUCAUCAGAGGAGGGGAGGGAAUCUGUUCCAGAGAGUUUAUUCUAUAAAGAACAUCAUAAGUUUCAGAUGAGAGCUCAUAUGUACCAGGCUCGUGGGCUCAUUGCAGCAGACAACACAGGCCUGUCAGACCCCUUUGCCAGAGUAUCCUUCCUCUCCAACACUCAGUGCACUGCAAUAAUUAACCAGACUCUUACUCCAACUUGGAACCAGAUGUUGUUGGUACAUAAGAUGUCUCUGUACGGAGAUAUCAGUGAUAUAGUAAAAGAGCCACCACUUGUUGUUAUUGAGGUCUAUGAUGAAGAUGCACUAGGUAAACCAGAGUACCUGGGCUCCACCUCAGCUGUGCCAGUGGUCAGGCUCAAUAAUGAACCAUACACACCACCUCAACUGCAGUACAGUCCAAUUUUUUAUGGUAGCAUAUCUGGUGGCGACAUACUUGGAGCUUUUGAACUUAUCCAGACAGGAGAGAAUCCUUUACCUGAGAUAGAGAAAGCAGAGGGCCAGAUCUACCCUGUGCCCUCAUACAUCCGACCUGUGCUCUGCAAGUAUACAAUUGAAGUUCUGUUCUGGGGGUUGCGAGAACUGAAAAAGGUGCAGCUCCUUCCUGUGGAUCGACCCCAGGUUUUCAUUGAGUGUGCAGGAAAAGGCGUUAACUCCUCUGUAAUACAGAGCUACAAGAACAACCCAAACUUCACUGUUCUUGUUGACUCCUUUGAUGUGGAGCUGCCUGAGAAUGAGUACCUCCACCCUCCUCUCACAAUUACUGUUGUGGACUGGAGAGCUUUUGGCAGGAGCACUCUUGUGGGGAGCCAUGUCAUAAACAACCUGAGCUUGUUCAAAUACAAGCCUCCAUCUUUACCCCCUCCCAGACCUCAUCCACCCGAGUCAGCCAUUAUAGAGCCUGCUUCACUUCCUAGACAAAAGGGCACUGAAGCACAAACCAGUGAGGACAUACACAUAACUAUAGAGCAGGAGGAGGUCAGCAAACCUGCUACUAUACCUGAGCCAGUGCCUCAGGACAAGAAGGACAAAGUCUCUAGGAAGAGCAAGGCACGAUCUACCAAACGAAAGAAACGCACUGCUGCUGAUGAGUCUGCAGACAACGUCAUUGACUGGUGGUCUAAAUACUACACUUCAAUAGAGAAAAUUCAAAUGUUAAAACAAAAAGAUGGCAACCCAUUGUCAAACAUCUAUGACGCUGUACCUCCUCUUCAGAACUUGCUCACAGAUGGAAUAUCCAAUAUGGCUAAGACAUUGAAAGAGAAGAAAACAGAGAAUAAGUUGAAGAGUGUGCCUGAGAAUACCAGAAUUGCAACCUUAACGAUAUAUGACAAAGAGCUGGAAUCAGAGUUUGGCCCUUUUGAUGACUGGGUCAAAACAUUUAAACUGCUUCGUGGUAAGGCAAAUGAAGAAGAGGGCUCCAGUGUGGAGAGGUUUGUUGGGAAUUUCAAGGCUGGGUUUUGUCUGUAUAAACUGCCUGGUGGUGAUCAGGAAGAGGGUUUGGACUCAGGAGAGUAUAAAAUAAGCCAGGGUAUUCCCCCCAACUCAGCUGUAAAGGUCCUGAUCCGUGUCUACAUUGUUGCAGCCUCAAACCUCCAUCCAGCCGACCCUGAUGGAAAGGCAGAUCCUUAUAUUGUGCUGAAACUAGGAAAAACUGAAAUCAAAGACAGAGACAAUUACAUCCCAAAACAACUCAAUCCGGUGUUUGGGAGAUCGUUUGAAUUUCAAGCAACUUUCCCCAAGGAAUCCUUGCUAAAAAUUCUCAUCUAUGAUUUUGAUGUUGUUGGUGGAGAUGAUCUGAUUGGAGAGACACAUAUUGAUCUGGAAAACCGAUUUUAUAGCAGGCACAGAGCAACCUGUGGGCUCCCAAAUGAAUAUGCCAUUGAGGGCUACAACGCCUGGAGAGAUGCCAUUAAACCGACUGAGUUGCUGAUUAAGCUGUGCAAUGAAAACAAACUUGACUGCCCUCGCUUCACUCAUGGUAGAAUCACCAUUGGAGAAAAGGUUUACACCGGAAAAACAGUCUUUGUUGAUGAGGAUCAGGUAAUUGAGUCCCAUGAACAUUUGGCACUAAAGGUACUGCACAGAUGGGAAGAAAUGUCAGGUGUGGGCUGCAAAUUGGUACCAGAGCAUAUUGAGACUCGCACACUCUACAUAAAGGACAAGCCAGGCAUGGACCAGGGCCAGCUUCAGAUGUGGGUAGAUAUCUUUCCAAUGGACCUGCCUCAUCCUGGACCUCCUGUGGACAUUUCACCACGCAAACCCAAAGGAUAUGAAUUGAGAAUCAUAAUCUGGAACACAGAAGAUGUAAUUUUGGAAGACACCAAUUUUAUAACAGGUCAACAGUCCAGUGAUAUCUACAUUAAAGGAUGGAUGAAGGGGCUUGAGGACGAUGCCCAGGAAACAGAUGUCCAUUACAACUCUCUUACUGGUGAGGGCAACUUCAACUGGCGCUUUGUGUUCCCCUUCAACUACCUGCCAGCCGAGAAAGUGGUGGUGGUAAGCAAGCGUGAGAACAUCUUUUCUCUGGACAAGACAGAGCAGAAGCUGCCUGCAGUCUUAGUGCUACAGGUGUGGGACUUUGAAAGAUUGUCUUCAGAUGACUUUCUCGGCUCAGUAGAAUUAGACCUGCAUGGGUUUCCUCGUGGUGCCAAAACAGCAAAAGACUGUAAGAUGGAGAUGUUAAUUAACCCUAGUGACAAUAUAUCCAUCUUCCAGCAGAAACGUGCCAAGGGCUGGUGGCCGCUUGUGAAGGCUGAUGAUCUUACAGGAAAAGUGGAAGCUGAAUUCCACUUAGUGACCGUUGAAGAAGCGGAAAAGAACCCUGUAGGUCGUGCACGCAAAGAGCCAGAACCACUGGAAAAACCCAAUCGACCAGAUACAACCUUCUCUUGGUUUGUGAACCCCUUUAAGUGUUUCUUCCAUCUCAUCUGGAAGAACUAUAAGAAGUACAUCAUAGCUGCUCUGGUGCUGCUAAUCCUGGCACUGUUUCUUGCCCUGCUGUUCUACACGCUGCCAGGGGCGAUCAGCAACAGGAUUGUCAGUGGAUGAUCGAUCACUCUUGGUAACGAGUCGUUGGGCUCAUUUUAAUAUUGCACUGUUUGAUAUUAGCAUUUAUAUUGAUAGUCUCUCCUAUUUACAAACCUAGAAAGAAAUCUAAACUAUUAUCGAGAGGUGACUAUAAUGAGAUGAUAGCAAAUGACAAUUGCCAUUAACUGUGUCAUUUUUAGAGAUAUUUAUUAGGUCAGCCAAAUGUUGGAAUCUAAUUUUGGGGGUUGAUGUAAAAACACAUUAAUUUAUAAAAGGUAACUCAAAAUGUAUAAGAUUGUUAUUACAUUUCUGCUUGUAUAAUUGUGCUUUACGAAUUUGCUAAUGAUAGUAUAUAAGCUCACAGUUUUUGCAACACAAUUGUUUUUUAUAUGGCUCCAUAAGUGUUUUCGCUAGAAAAAUGUCGAGGAAAUGUUUUUGUUUAUCAAGUAAUUUUACAUCCAUUUUUCCAUAACAAUAUGUAAGAACUAACACAAUAAAAACAUUUGGUAAAAAUGA